This is a messenger RNA of Lytechinus pictus (painted urchin), 2315 nucleotides long. RefSeq lists its product as uncharacterized. NCBI's taxonomy places the organism in Eukaryota, Metazoa, Echinodermata, Echinoidea, Temnopleuroida, Toxopneustidae. The transcript is spliced from 3 exons. The record is from RefSeq and is a predicted model, not a curated record. Bases 50 to 382 code for a protein of 110 amino acids.
AGGAUGCCCCUCAAAAGGUUUCGACCAAGAUGCGUGUAACGCCUGCUCCAUGUCAACGGAAGAUGGCGCCCCAUCAUUCCUCUCAUCCGAUCACAGAGAUUGUGACAUGAAGUGUUCCUUGAGUGGUGCUGUCAUUGACAACUGUGAUAUAUGUGCGGGGAAUCAUACUGACUGCAUGAUCGUUGUGACCAUAAAGCCGUCAGCUGUACCUGAAAACAUGGAUUACAACAUAACGGUGCAUGGAGCCGGGUUUCACCAACAUCCGACACCCGUCUGUCUAUACACCCGGGUAUCCGACUCCGAGGAAUUCAAUGCAACCAUGAAGGUUAUGGACCCAUCCAUGGGAUAUUGUCGGGCUAACUUAGAGCCUGGUAGGAAUUGAUGAUAAUAAUAAUAAUAAUAAUAAUAGGCAUUUAUAUAGCGCCAUCUAUCUAGAAAUAUUAUAUUCCGAGGCGCACAAGAAAAGAAAGAAAGUUUGGAUGAGUGUCAAAGUGCCAAUAACUAAUACCGUUAGAAAAGAUAAGACUUCAGUUUAGAUUUGAAGGUCUCCAGUGAUGGUAUCAUUCUUAAAUAUAACGGCAAAUUAUUCCAGAGAGAAGGUGCUGAGGCAGAGAAAGCUCUGAUUGAUGAUCAGAAAUAAUGAUGAUGAUGGUGAUGGUGGUGGUAGCGGUGGUGGUGGUGGUAGUAGUGGUGGUCAUAAUGAUGGUUUUAGUUGUGAUGUUGUGACAGUGUAUAUAUUAUCUAUCUAUUAUUAUAUAUUAUCCUGUAUAAAGAUUUUAGAUAGAUAGAUAAAUAAAUAAAUAAAUGGCGGUCGUGGUUAUGAUUAUGAUGAGGCGGUGGAGGAGAAAGUUAAUGGUGGCGUUGAAAGUGGUUGUGGUGGUAAUGAUGAUAGAAGUAAUGAUGAUGCUGAUACUGAUGAAGAUGAUGAUUGUGGUGAUGGUGGUAUUAAUGGUGGUGAUGACGAUGAUGAUUAUGAUGAAGAUGAUAGUAGUAGUGAUGAUGAUGCUGAUAAGGAUGAUGCUGAUGAUAAUGGUAAUGAUGACAAUGAUGUCGAUGACGACAAUGCAUUUUAAGGUGGCUGUGGUGUUGAUGAUAUUGGUGAUGAUUAUGAUGAUGCUAGUAAUGAUGUGGUGGUAAUGAUGAUGAUGAUGAUAAUGACUAUUAUGACGAUGAUGAUGAUGCUGAUAAGAAUAAUGAUGAUGCUGGUAAUGAUGAUGAUGGUGGUGGUGGUGGUGGGGAUCGGGCCCUGGGGAUGAUGAUAAUGAUAAUGGCGAUGAUAAUGAUGACGAUGAUGCUGAUAAAAAUGAUACUAGCAAUGAUGAUGAUGAUGAUAAUGAUGGUAAUGAUGAUGAUUAUAAUGAUAAAGAUGACGACGACGAUGAUUCAUUGAUUGAUGGUAAUGCUGAAGGUGAGUGGUGACCAUUUCUUCAAAAAGGGCCGGGCACAAGGGGUUGCUUUGAAACGUAGCAAACGCAAUCCCCAUUGUACGCGCUAUUGAUUGGUGGGGAAAUAAGUUUGAUUUUGAGUUACGGUCAAAUAGAGUUCUUUGUGCAAAGGUCAUCAGUAGGAUUCUUAUAUUUAAACUAAAUAUUUCAUGACAAAUACAAUCUUUGAAACGAACAAACCAAAUAGCUUGUUAACAAACAUGUUUAAAACAUUUUUUCGUUAGUUUAAAUAUCAUCGGCGAAACAUUAUAAUAGAUUUCUAAUGAUCUGCAGGCUCUAGUAGACCUAGUCUGCUAUGCAGACUCCUUGAAUCAGCUGUGAUACACACACUGCAGAUGUGGGUCUACAGUUGUAGACUAGGAUUGACCUACUGCCUACCACCGGGUCCGGAUACUACGCCAUAACUUUUUACGACCCCCCUCCUCAGCUUGACAUGGCUACGCUUUCUUUCAAACCAACAGGUAAACUGAGGAUGAUGAUGGUAACGAUGGUGGUGAUGACGAUGAUGGUGGUGGUGGUGGUGGCGAUGGUGAUGAUGAUGGUGGUGAUGACGAUGAUGGUGCUGAUUGUGGUGAUAAUGGUGAUGGUGAUGGUGUGGUGGUAGUGAUGAUGAUCCUGAUAAUAAUUAUGACUGAUCAUGGUGAUGAUGGUGACGGUAGUGGUGGUGAAGAUGACGAUGGUAAUGAUGAUGAUGAUUUAUGAUGACAGUGAAAACGAUGAUGAUGGAAAUGAGGAAGAUUAUGGGGAUGAUAGUUUAUGCUGAUGAUGCUCAGGAAAUAAUUUUGUUGAUGAUGAUAAAGAAGAUGAUAACGAGGAGGAAGAUGUUGAUAAUAAUGAUUAUGACGACGAUGAUGAUGACGAUAACGGUAA